GUCCACCCAGCCAGCUGCUCCCCCAACCCCACGGGCUCCCUCCGCUCCGAUAAACCCUAGCUUCUUCCUCCUCGGGCCGGACCCGCCCGCCCCCCGCCGACCUGCUGGCCGCCAGGUUGAUUAGCUGCAGUUUCGCAGAGGCACCAUGCCUGCUGGUGACAACCCACGCUCAAUUUCGGAGAAAAAGGCAGCAUUGAGGGAGUCACCUAAACAGUCCAAGAAUGCUGCUGUUAAUCAGCAAGCCAGAGCUCCUCCUUUUCCUAAAGACAAAGCUGCUGAGACCGUUGGCAUCAAGAGGCCACAACCUAAUGGCCCCUUGAGCGCAACCAACCAUCAUGUGCCAGGAAAUCCAGGGGCAAACGGUCAUCUUGUAUAUGUGCGCAGGAAGGUUGAAACCGACCAAAGCAAAGGGGGCGCUACUUCUGGAGCAGAAAGCGCUACUUCUCUGAGCUCAAAGAAACCUGGUAUAUGUGGACCGCAGGAACAAAGUUUGAAGCGUCAGAGCAGUGUGCCUAAUACUCAAUCAGCUCCUGUUUCUGCAUCUCCUGCUGCAUCUGCUUCCAUCCCUGCUUUGCACUCUGCAAGUUUGCCGGCUAACCUUUCUUUUGGGAAGCAAUCUCCAGGAAAGGUUUCCGCUCAGCCUAGUGUUGCUGUGACUGCUAGUCCGCCACAGCGAAAUGUUGUGUCUACUGGAAUGCCUCAGAAUUUCACAGCUGCUAAUACUUCUAGUCUGCCGCAGUGCAAUAUUGUGUCUACUACAAUGCCUCAGAACUUCACAGCUGCUAAUAAUUCUAGUCUGCCACAGCGCAAUGUUGUGUCUACUGCAAUGCCUCAGAACUUUACAGCUGUUAAUGCUUCUAGUCCGCCUCAGCGCAAUGGUGUGUCUACUGCAAUGCCUCAGAACUUUACAGCUUCUAAUACUGCUGGUCUGCCGCAGCGCAGUGUUGUGUCUACUGCAAUGCCUCAGAACUUUACAGCUGCUAACACUGCUAGUCCACCUCGGCGCAAUGUUGUGUCUACUGCAAUGCCUCAGAACUUUACAGCUGCUAACACUCCUAGUCCGCCUCAGCGCAAUGUUUUGUCUACUGCAAUGCCUCAAAACUUUACAACUGCUAGCACUGCUAGUCCGCCUCAGCGCAAUGUUGUGUCUACUGCAAUGCCUCAGAACUUUACAGCUGCUAAUACUGCUAGUCCAACACACCGCAAUGUUGUGUCUGCCGCAGUGCCUCAGAACUUUACAACUGUUAGUAUGGCACAUUGUAAUGUUGCGGCUACUAGUACAGCGUCUCGUGAUGCUGUAGUUACUACUACAACACGUAGUCCGGCCAGUUUGCAAAGAUCAAGCAAUCAAGAUUGGAAAGAGAGGUUUAUCCGCUUGCAGGAAUUCUUGAAAAACAAUGAGCAAUCAGGACAGGAAGAAUAUAUUCGCAUGCUCCACUCUUUGUCAUCUGUUGGUCGGAGCAAGCAUGCAAUUGAGCUGGAGAAACGAGCAGUCAAUCUCUUGAUUGAAGAAGGGAAGGAGCUACAGAAGAUGAAAUCUCUGAAUGUACUUGGCAAGCUUCCACCCGCUGAUCAUCCAUCAGUACCAACACAGCCCACAUUUGCUAUGCGCCUGCCAUUCCAGCCAUUCCCACCCCGCCGUUGAAACGAGCGAAACCAAAUGUCUCUGCAUAAACUUCCUGACGGGCUUUUGCCAUCUGAAUGCUGCAAUAUGGUUGACAUUCUUCCCUUCUCGAGAAUAAGUUGAUAUGCAUACCUCGGAGGCUUGAUGUAGCUCAACCGACCCACUCCGGGAGUGCAAAGAGCGUGUGAUUGUAGCACACGAGUGCUGUAAAGAAGGGACUAAUCUAAUGUAACUUAUGAACUCCAAAUAGAACUGCUUAGACUGGUAUCCCAGGCCAUUGCCCUGUUACACUGAACAAUGGUGCAUGUGAUUCUCAAACCACCCUAAUCUCUGCCCAGUAUAUUCAACUAGUUGCUUUGCUGCA
Messenger RNA from Lolium perenne, 1988 nucleotides. RefSeq lists its product as uncharacterized. Lineage: Eukaryota; Viridiplantae; Streptophyta; Magnoliopsida; Poales; Poaceae. The record is from RefSeq and is a predicted model, not a curated record.